Adineta ricciae is the source of this 3342-nucleotide messenger RNA. NCBI's taxonomy places the organism in Eukaryota, Metazoa, Rotifera, Eurotatoria, Adinetida, Adinetidae. The record is from the annotation of a GenBank genome assembly.
AUGUCGUCUGACAACACAGCUGGUGUAGAACAGUCGUCAUCUUCAAAGAACGAUAAUGCGAGAAAAAUCGCUUGGACAGUUAUUGUCAUUACUGCGUCUGAUCGGGAAAGUGCUUAUGCAUUUGAUUUCAUUCUACGGCAAAGGCAACAUUAUGGUUUAAUAGAUAAGUCAACCAUUUUAUUGUCCGUAAAUGAUCCGCAAGAUAAACUGGGAAGUGGUGGAGCAACAUUAAAUGCAUUGUUAGUAGCCACGGAACAUCUCAGUGCUAGAGCUGGUUAUUCUGUUGUGAAUACCAAUGUUUUACAUUCGGCUUAUAUAUUGAUUCUUCAUACAGGCCAGACAUUUCCUUAUGAUGCUUGUCAUCGUUCGUUAGCAACGUUACCUGCUCGAUUCGGUCCACAUCGUCCAUGGUUAUUGACAAAUUUAGAUUUACUUUUACAUGAUUUUAAUAAUCUGAUUGUUUCAAGUCAAUUACCGUGUGGUGUAUGGGUUAGUAGUACCAAUGCAUUUGUGACGUUACCAAAAAGUAUUCAAAUUCCAUCGGACAGUGAUAUUCACGCCCUGGCAACAUUAGAAGAUGUUCAAUAUGCUUCGAGACAUGGUGUUUAUAUAAUUGAUAAAGAAAAUAAUGUUGUAACAAAUAUUUUGUAUCAAGUAUCAACGGAUAUUUUGAAUAAAUAUGCAAAUGAGGAUAAUCGAAUCCCGAUUAUCAGUAGUAUCGUUUAUUUUUCAGUUCAAUUUUCCGAGAAACUUAUAAAAUUUCAUCGUACACCUCCGCUAGAUGGUUGUACAUAUGAAGGAAUUGAUAGUGGUUCCCAACCUAAUCAAUUGUCAUUGUACUUCGAUUUCCUGCUUGCGGCGUGUAGUGAUAUUUCAUUUGAAGAAUAUUUAUCAAUUCAACACCAGAAUCCCACGAACGAAUUGGUUCAGCAAUCGAAAAUAUUCCUUUGGAAUCAAUUAAACAGCAAAACAAAAUUUACCUGCGGAGUUCUUCCACCUGCCUGUCACUUUCAAUAUAUUGAUAAUCGUUGGCCCUAUUUGACCAAUGAAAAUAUUCAUUGCAAACGUGACGAUAUUCAAUGGUUAUCAAUUCAACACUCACUAAUCGGUCAAAAGCGAGUUCAACAGAGCAAUCACUCCAUAGUUAACAGUAUCAUUUCCACUGACUGUCAUCUAGGUGAAGAUGUUACAAUACAAAAUUCGAUUAUCGGUGAUCGAGUUACGAUAGGAGACAAUUCUUGUGUACAAUCAGUCGAUUUUUCGAAAGAAAAUUUUCAUUUGACCAUUCCAUCGGAUAUGAUCAUUCAACGAAUUAUUCUAUCACUUCAAACAACAGGAGAAUUUGCUACGAAUCAAAUCGAUAUUUACACGAUUAUUGGUGUACAUGAUAAUGUCGAUCGGAUGUUUACCGAUGAGAAAUUCACGAUUCUCAACAUGCCAUGGAAGACUUUUCAAACGCAAACAGGUAUCGACAUUUGGGAUCUAUGGCCAAAUUUACAAAACAUGCCGGAAAAACGGACAUUUGCAAACGCUCGUCUCUAUCCCGUCUUACAUUUUAAUAACAUAUCAUCGUUAACUGAGGAUUUACUUUGGUUUUUCAAUCCAUCUGCUCGUUUACAUCAACGAUGGAAAUCCUCCUGGCGUUUGUCGCUAACCGAAAUUUUGAUUCGUGCGGAUCUUCACAAAGAAAUUCUCCGCCGCCAAAAUCUAUUCCACAAAAUUUCUCAACAAAAAAUUCUCGAUUUGUUGUACCAAACAGGACGAAAACAGAUCAAUGAUGAUUCCUACUUGAUCCUAUUGAAACAAAUUGUUGCCGAUGGACAUGGUCAAGAUAUGCUUGAAACAUUCGAUCGAGCAUGUUUAGUAAAUCAUGACAAUUUACAAGUUCUGUCGUGUUUAUUCUCCGCUAUUGCGAAUACAUUAGCCGAAAUGGCAGGUGGCGAUCGUGUUGGUCUCCGGUCGGGACCGUAUUUGAAUCGUGAAUGGCAAUAUGCAUUUCUGAUGUUUGAAGAAGGAAAAUAUCUGUUAGGAAUUCAACAUUUGAUAAAACAAAGACAAUUGUGGACUGAUCGACCCGAUGUUUUAAUACGUGCUGCUCGGCAUUACGACGGUGCAACGCAAACAUUAAUCAAACAAGGUGUAUUAACUUGUCGCUCGAAAUGUCAUAUUGAACACUUUCAGAAGUCAAAUUUAUUUCAAUUUAAACAUCGACAAGUUGUCGUGGAAUGUCCCGUUCGUUUGGACUUGUCCGGUGGAUGGACUGACACACCUCCGAUUUGUUAUGAACAUGGCGGCAAUGUAUUAAAUGUGGCAAUUACAAUAAAUAACCAACGACCAGUUGGUGCACGCGCACGUCUAGUUGAAUCAACAGCAACACCUUAUGUUACAUUUAUUCUCAAAGGUGAAAAUGAGAAAGAUGAUAAAAUCUACGAGUUUCAUACCUUAGAACAAUUUACUGAUUAUAAUCAACCGCAACGUCCUUGUGCAUUACUGAAAACUUGUUGUAUUUUUACGGGAAUUAUUGAAAUCAAUACGAAUCAGGAGAUGUCCUUGGGUGAACAAUUGAAAAAGAAGUUAGCAGAUUAUAAUUUAGUUCUCGAAGCUUGGUCUAACGUUCCUGUGGGUUCCGGACUCGGAACGAGUUCGAUUCUAGCCGGAGCAAUUCUUCUCGCACUGUGGCAUUUGAUUGGCGUUGAAAAUAUUACUGAUAGUAUGGUCAUUCAUGGUGUUUUGGUUGUGGAACAAAUGAUGACAACCGGUGGCGGUUGGCAAGAUCAAAUUGGAGGUUUGUUACCAGCAUUCAAAUUAGGAAGAUCGAAUGCACGAUUACCAUUGGAAGUCGAAUGGCGACUGUUGAAUGUUGAAAAUAAUCAGAACACGUCGUUCUGGAAUGAUUUCGAUCGAAGAAUUAUACUUGUAUAUACGGGUCAAACACGUUUAGCACGGAACCUACUACAAUCAGUUCUAAGAAAUUGGUAUUCAGGUACGAUUAGUCAUUUAUUCGAUGAAUUAGAAGAGAAUGCAUUGCAAGCUGCUGAGGCAAUUGAACAAGGAAAUCUAUCUAAAUUGGGUCAAUGUAUGUCAUUGUAUUGGCAACAAAAACUGCGUGUUGCACCUGGCUCAGAACCAGAAACAUGUCGUCGAUUAAUCGAUCUACUGACGCCUUAUAUUUAUGGAGUGACAUUAGCUGGUGCUGGUGGUGGUGGAUUCCUCGCUGCACUCGCGAAAACUGAGAACGAUGCUCACCAAUGUGAAGAAUUAGUUAGUAAAGAAAAUAUUCCAAAUGUUGUGCUUUAUUCCGCUCGUAUCGACCGGCAUGGACCAGUUAUUUCAUUUUCGUGA